Adineta ricciae is the source of this 1242-nucleotide messenger RNA. The record is from the annotation of a GenBank genome assembly. Lineage: Eukaryota; Metazoa; Rotifera; Eurotatoria; Adinetida; Adinetidae.
AUGGAUUCAAUUGAAACUACUGAAUCAGAUGAUCAAAGUUCAACAGAUAAUUAUCAAGAAAUGGGACAAGAUAAUCUUCAAACAUCCAACUUGGCUACUCGUGAUGAAAUGUGUGCAGAUCCAUCAGAACCAAACAAUGAACACAGUGAAUCUGGUUUAAGUGCAAAAGUGAAAGGCAACAUCAUUCUGGGCAAUACUCAUGAUUAUGAUUCGGAACCUGAUACAGUAUUUGCUGAACUAUUGGAUAAUUGUUAUUCAAGAGAAACGAAUAUAAGUUGGCACUUAACCAUAGAAGAAAACGUCGAAUGCAUACGUCGGUAUACUAAAUUGAUGGAUAAAUUAGCUUAUCUCCAAUUACAACAUGAUCAAUGGCAACACUAUCAUCGCAUUGGUGUAACCAAACAUAUAUGGACUGGUCAAGUGUCAAAACAGUCAGCAGAUAAGUUUGCAAUUAAUGAACGAUUUGGUCAUUCAAAACAUGUUGUUGAACAAACAUUGAACAAACUUAAGAAACACAUAGCGAAAGCUAAACAGGCAUGUGAACAGUUUGGUGAAGAGCAUUUACCUAAAGAAGGAUUUACCAAGGAUAGUGGCACACAGUACACAGAAUUUCACGAUAAUGUGGAAGAGUUUGUUCUUGAACAUCAACAGUUAUUGACUGAUGAAUUUCAAUUCAAACGAGACAUGCUCUUAUUGGACGCAAAGGAACAUGAAUUAUUUCAAAACUUUCUUAAAACAAAUCCAACUGAAGAAGAAAUGAAUUCAGCUGCUAAAAUCUGGUCGCUCACUAGUCUACAAUUAAGCUAUGCAAAAGACAAUGCUAAACUACAAUGUUGUCUUGUAUCAUCCAAAUUUAUCCCCACAUUCGAUCUACUUGAUUCUACAUUGAAGGAUAUAGAAGAUUAUAUGAACUUUGAUCCACAAGAUGACGCAGUCAAUUGUAUGGAUAGUGAAAUCUUCUCACAGGAAAAAGAUAGAAUGAAACAAUUAAGAAAGCAAACUAUCUUUAAUGGUAUCAAAGAGAAUCACAAAUCCAUCAAUGAACAUGCAAAAGAAAUUGAAACAGAAAGAAAAAAAUACUUACCCAAGCCAUAUAUUCCUUUUUUUCAACAACCACCAGUUGAUUCUGCUUUGAAAGCAAUUGAAGAUCGUUGCAAACACAUGAUCAAACGUGCUGACUUUAUUAUGAGCUAUCACCAGGCUCAUAGCUUUGCCACAACAAGUGAAUUCAACAAAAUAUGA